Messenger RNA from Austrofundulus limnaeus, 3988 nucleotides. RefSeq names its product POZ/BTB and AT hook containing zinc finger 1 (gene patz1). Gene Ontology annotation, cellular component: nucleus. Gene Ontology annotation, molecular function: DNA-binding transcription factor activity, RNA polymerase II-specific; protein binding. The record is from RefSeq and is a predicted model, not a curated record. Gene Ontology annotation, biological process: regulation of transcription by RNA polymerase II. Lineage: Eukaryota; Metazoa; Chordata; Actinopteri; Cyprinodontiformes; Rivulidae.
UUUUUAGAUUUGCCAUAUCUCACCUUAAAUGACCUGCAGUGUGGUGUUUCACGUGUAUUUUUUGAUCGAUUAGAUUAGAGAGUGCGCCUGAAGAGAAAAGGUUUUUUUUUUUUUUUUUUCAGUUUGAUUGGGGGAGGGGUUUCAACACAAGCAGGAAGAGAGAGACCUGCGUGUUGUGUUCACGUUCAGCCACAAUAACACGAAAUUCCUCCGUUGUGGCCGUGCUGCUCUCCCAAGAGGCCGCCUUUAGGGCCAUUUAAUAUUAAAACAAGCAGUUCAUUUACUGUCAAAUUACAGAGGAGCCGUUUUCAACGAAACAACAACGACCCCCACCCUUCAAGAAAGCAGGGUUAAAGUUCACAGGAAGCUGGGGGGCUGCCAUUUUUUCCCCCUGCUGCUGCUAGCGUUUAACGGUACAUGCUACAAUCGACGGGAGGGGCGGCUGGUUUGUGGCGUCUUUGAGCUGCGCACAAUCUGUCAUUUCUCCGACGUCGUCGCCAACAACCAUUGUUAUUUGAUGAAUUCGGUAUGGAGAAGGUAGCGGAGCCGUCUUGGACUUCUUCCUACACAUACCAGGUGAGCAAGCACAGCGCGGAGAUGCUACACAACCUCAACAUUCAGAGGAAAGAUGGAGGCAGGUUCUGCGACGUGAUCCUGCGCGUCGGCGAGGAGAGCUUCCCCGCUCACAAAGCGGUGCUAGCCGCGUGCAGCGAGUACUUCGAGUCGGUGUUCAGCCGUCCGGCGGAGGGCGACGGCGACGCCAGGGAGCUGGAGAUGCACACGAUCAGCCCGAAAGUUUUUAAAGACAUCUUGGACUUUGCCUACACGUCCAGGAUCGUGGUUCGACUGGAGUGUUUCCCGGAGUUAAUGACAGCUGCCAAGUUUCUGCUGAUGCGGUCAGUCAUCGAGAUAUGUCAGGAGGUUAUCAAACAAUCCAAUGUACAAAUCCUGGUUCCGACUGCCCGUGGAGGAGACGCCAGCCUCUUUCAGGCCGCGGCGGCUACGGAGCUGGGCUUCCCGGUGGCUCAGCAGGAUUUAUUAAACGGAACGGGUGUACUACUGAACGGCCAAAGCUUUGCUAGCAGUACGCAGAUGCAUAUGGACGGUGGUGUGGACACGGCCGCCGUGUUGUUGGAGGACGGCGGCGAGUCUUCGGUGCCCAUAUUGGAGCCCGUGGAAGGACUGUCCGUCUCCCCGCCCACGGAAAUAACGGGGAACACGUUCAAUCAUCAUGACGCCGGAUCCCCUGGAUCGAAAAGGGGCAGGGGGAGACCAAAGAAGGCCGGGGGGAUCGUGGAGGCUGUCCACUUCAACCACGGCACCCAGAAAGACAAUGGCCUGUUCCCUUGCGGGUCCUGCGGGAAAGCCUUCACGGAGGCUUCGCGCCUGAAGAACCACGAAGCGCAGCACGGAGCCUCCUCCGGGGGCGUCAGCAGCCUCGGCGGCGGCCUGUCUUUACUGGCGCAGUCCGGUCUCCUGGAGAACGGCAUCCAGUUGCCCGGCGGGCUGACGCUCGUCGACAACAGCCGCAAACGGGAGCGGACCAGGCGGCACGUGGGCUGUGACAUUUGCGGGAAAGUUUUCCGUGACGUGUACCACCUGAACCGACACAAGCUGUCCCACUCCGGGGAGAAACCGUACGCGUGUCCCGUGUGCGGGCUGCGGUUCAAGCGGAAGGACAGGAUGUCUUACCAUGUCCGGUCCCACGAUGGAUCAGUCGGCAAACCUUAUGUGUGUCAAAGCUGUGGGAAAGGCUUCUCCAGACCAGACCACCUGAACGGACACAUAAAACAAGUACACACAACAGAAAGACCCCACAAGUGCCAGAUUUGUAACGCCUCCUUCGCUACAAGAGACCGCCUCCGGUCCCACCUCGCGUGUCACGAGGACAAGAUUCCCUGCAAAGUUUGUGGCAAGUUCCUGCGAGCGGCCUACAUGACGGACCACCUAAAGAAACACAGCGAAGGAACGCACAACUACUGCGGCAUUUGCAAUAAAGGUUUCUCCACCGCGUCCUACCUUAAGGUGCAUAUAAAGACACAUCAUGGCUCAGCGCUGCCCCCCUCUGCCUCAAUGCACACCUUCCCUGAGCGAAGGGGGGAACUGCAGGUGCACAACGGCACCCCUUACCAUAUGGGACGCCAGUGCUCAGUGGAAGAUGGGCUGGAAAACGCUGGAAGUUGUCCUCAUCUGGAGUCCGAGGAAUCGGAUACUACUUUAAGGGAAUUGUCCAACGUCGACGAGCUCAAGUCUCCACACAAGUCCGACGCGCCAGAGCUAGAGAUGCCCUCUUUAAGCUGUAACGGGGCUACUGCCGGGGUCCUGGGGUCUCCGGGAAGCUCUAAAACCCAGACAGACCCCGAGAAGAAGUUUAUCUGUGGGAUCUGUGGUCAGGCCUUUCGCACCAAGUCCUACCUCAACAAACACCAGCACAGAGUUCACAAAGUCCAGAGGGCCCACGGAGCGUCAGGGUCCAGUUUAAGCGAAAUGGCGCCCUCCUUGACUUCUCCCUUCUCCCCCCAGCAGAACAUGUCUCUCCUCGAGUCGUUUGGCUUUCAGAUAGUCCAGUCUGCUUUCGCCUCUUCGCUCGUGGAGCCCGAGGCUGGCCAGAGUGGACUCGACUUCGGAGGGAAGUGACAUUUUGUUUUCGAGGCUUCAGUUGAGUUUCGCCUCUAACUGUUAGGACAAAGCCAGGUUACCCACAGAAGAUGCUCUGUGUUUGGGAAUAAGUUUGCCUCAACUUUGAACUCAUUUAUUUUCUUGUUUGUCUUGUUGCCAAAUGUGCAUCCAUUGACUUUUGGUCAAAAACAAAAAACAAAAAACAAAAAAAAUACUGCCAUUUAAUUCCUAUUUUUCCUACUUUUUCAGAGUAAACAAAGCAGUGUGUUCAGUGUUUUAUUCUUUAUAAAUAUGAAGUUUAGUUUGGUUAAACUGAUGUCAAUCUGUUGAAUUUAUCUCACUUUUCUCUUUUCCUGUCAAGUUUGAGCUCACACUGCUGCUUAGAUGUUUUUCAUGAAAUAACCUGCUAACUACUUAUAACUGCUCUGGUGAAGUUAGUAAACGUUUGUUUACUGUUAAGGUUAUUCUUCGUAUACACUGAUGUCUUUACCUCAAACUUUUUUUUUGUUGUGAAACAGGAGAGACUUUCAGAAUGAUUCAUGGCUGAUAAAAACAGCUUUUACUGUCAACUUACUGUGAUGUAGUCAACUUUUUAUUUCAAUCAUUUGGACCUUUUUUAUUUUAAUUGCUUUUCAGUCUCUUAUUGUUUUGUGUUGUCAUGAGUUUCUUUUUAACUAGUUGUCACUUUGUUACAGUGGAAGUUAGUGAUAUUUUUAUUCCAAGGCAUUCCUGUGAACAGUUUAUUAAAAUCAUUACUCAGCAUCACAUUUACAACUUAUCUGAUUUAUUUUCAGCAACUUUAACGUCUUAUAGAAUUCAAUAUGAUCUCAAAUUUAUUUGACAAGUUUAACAAAAAAAAUAAGUCUAUUUAAUUAUAUUUACAGCAAGGAAGCGGCUUCCUAAUUCUUGGAUAAAUUGCCGUUAUUUAAUAAAGAUCUUUGAAAUGCCACUCUUUUUUUUUUAUUUUUUCUCCCUGACUGGUAAUCAUCUAAAAAACCCAUGAUUUCAUGUAGAUAUUUAAAAGGGAAUAUAACGUACCAAUAUGGUUUGCGAGCACAGAAAUACACUUAAUUAUUUAGCAUCUCAUGAACCAACUGUUUAUACAUCAACAUUAUUCAUAAAUUAUUUUUGUUUUGUUUCUGUAAAUCAUGUAUCAUGAUGCAAAUCAGGUUCAGAGUCAGUGAAGGGGUGUGUAUGUGUGUGUGUAGGAUGACAAAGACAUUGGGUGUAUUCUGGUUGGUUUCUGUAUUUUACUACAUUCCUAUAUUAUUUAUGGCUAUAUUGUGAUUGUAACAAGUGUAUAUACCAACCAUAUAUACACACACUUUAUCUAAAUAUAUAAAUAAAUAUGAACCAACCUAUUUGCUAA